Messenger RNA from Haplochromis burtoni (Burton's mouthbrooder), 580 nucleotides. Its product is annotated as ribonuclease P 21 subunit. The record is from RefSeq and is a predicted model, not a curated record. Gene Ontology annotation, biological process: tRNA processing. Gene Ontology annotation, cellular component: nucleolar ribonuclease P complex. NCBI's taxonomy places the organism in Eukaryota, Metazoa, Chordata, Actinopteri, Cichliformes, Cichlidae.
CUACAAAGAUACAAGAUGCUUGUCGGGUCUUUGAAUUGUUGUAGACAGUUAAUUCCUAAUCUGAUGAUUUAGCGUUUUUGAUUUUCCGAGGUGUGAAUCACGUUGUGUGCCUUUAUUUUGAAGGAUUAACCCGGAAGUAUAUUAGUUGUAGCUACUUUCAGAGGGUCAUACUUCUGUAGUUAGAAGUAAUCCGCUGUUACUAUUAGGGCUAAUUUGUUAUCUGACUUUUGUGUGUAAUGGCGCUCCACUUGAAAGACAAAGAAGCUUACCAGAGACUGAACUACCUUUACCAGGCUGCACAUUGUGUUUUAGCUCAAAAUCCGGAAAAUGUGGAGCUGGCUCGUUUCUACUGCUUCUCACAGAAGACGAUUGCAAAGCGUCUCGUUCUCAGACAAGAUCCAUCGGUGAAGAGGACAUUGUGCAAGAGGUGCUGCUCUUUGCUCAUUCCAGGUGUAACUGCUACAACAAGACAAAAACGAAAAAACAGCAAGACUCGUUUUACCGUGAUGAGAUGUCUCAGUUGUGGACAGAGGAAGACCUUACUGAAUAAUCCAGAUUACUGUUUAUGGGCAGACCGAGC